Megachile rotundata (alfalfa leafcutting bee) is the source of this 5178-nucleotide messenger RNA. It is a transcript of the gene Pex23, whose product is annotated as tectonin beta-propeller repeat-containing peroxin 23. Gene Ontology annotation, cellular component: membrane. Gene Ontology annotation, molecular function: carbohydrate binding. Lineage: Eukaryota; Metazoa; Arthropoda; Insecta; Hymenoptera; Megachilidae. The record is from RefSeq and is a predicted model, not a curated record.
AUAUUAUGAAUAAAAUGUUAUAAUGCAAAUUUACCAAACAGUGGUCCCAUAUGUGCUCAUUUAGUGUCACCAGAUAUGUAUCAGUGUUCCACUUUUUAAGCAAAAAAUUCCCUUAAAUUAGUGCAUUAUCGCCUUUAUUCGCGUUUAUACCAGUUUGUAGUCACUUGCAGCAGUAAAUGACGGUUUUGAGUCAUUUAAAGAGCAUGUUUUUUAUUUUACGAUUGACAAUUUAUACGAUUACGAUUGAUAAUUUUUACACUAAAGAAGCAUAAGUUGAUGAAUUUUGUGCUAUAAUUUAUAGCGUAAUAAACAUAAUGUUAAUAACAUAAAAUGUGAUGUAUGAGUAGUCAGUACAAAGUAAUUGUUCAGCAAUUAUCAAAGCAUUUAUCCAAAGAAAAUAAUGUGUGUUAUCUAAUAUUACUUAUACAAUACAACAAGGAUAAUCAAUCUAUUUUACUUUACGUAAAAAACGGUAAAUUAAGAUAUUAAAAUGCCAAGUUCACACUUGUAUGCUAUAAAUAAUGAAGGGCGUGUGUUUGGAUUAUCAACAUCUGGCAAUAUGUGGAGAGAAUUCAUGUACUUGGGUCUUGAAUUUAAGCAGUUAUCCGCCGUACCACAUUUUAUGUGGGCCAUAGGUGGAGAUCGUCAAGUUUAUGUACAUGUACAUGGUUUGGAUGUACCAAUAAGAAUCAAGGAAGAAAUAUAUGAAAAUGAACGUUGGCUUCCUUUAGAAGGAUUUAGUGGUAGAUUAUUACCUACAGACAGAUAUAAUUUUUCUAAUCAAGAUGGUACAGUUGAUCGUAGUAGAGAUAAAGUAAAAUUACCAUCUAUGGCAUGGCAAUGGGAAGGUGACUGGCAAAUAGAAACUACAUUAGAUGGCCAACCACUGGAUCAUGAUGGAUGGACAUAUGCAGUUGAUUUUCCAGCUACAUAUACCACAAAAAAACAAUGGAAAUCCUGUGUUAGAAGAAGAAAGUGGGUUCGGUAUAGAAGAUAUAGUGCUAUGAAUUCAUGGUGUGCUAUUGCACCCCUUCAUAAAGAUGCAACUAAGGAACCAUUCAUUGAUAUAACUGUGGGUGGAAAUCAAAUACCUGGGGGUAGUUCUGGAAGCUUAGCAGUUUGGGCAGUAACUGCCCAUGGGAGGGUAAUGUUUCGUGUUGGCACAAGUACAACUUGUCCUGAGGGGCAAAGAUGGAGUGCUAUAAAAUUGGCAAGUGGUUAUGAAGUAUGUCAGAUCAGUGUUGGAAUAACUGGUCUUGUAUGGGCUGUGUUAAUGAUUGGUAAAGCGCUAGUGCGCACUGGUGUUACUAGAGAAAAUCCAAUGGGAGACGAUUGGUCGGAGGUUGAUUCACCCCAAAAAGAUUUAAAAUUAAUACAAGUUAGUGUAGGUACCGAUGCAGUAUGGGCUGUAACACAAGAUGGGGGAGUGUGGUUUAGAAAAGGUAUUAAAGGUGAAAUGAGUGGAGUGUGUGAGCAGAUGGCUACUGGUACUGGAUGGGUAGAAAUGUUAAGUAAGAUGUCAUUAGUAUCCGUUGCUCCGAAUGAUCAGGUUUGGGCCAUCGGUCACGAAGAUCGAGGUUUAUAUUAUCGUACUGGUAUUACACGAUCGGAAUUGACGGGUAAGAAGUGGAGAAUAAUAAAUGCACCUCUUCAACUUAGUCGAGCAAGUAGUAACGCGAGUUUAUCAAGCAACAGACAUAGUAUGUGUGGUACUCCUCAACAACAAAGACAUCAAAGUUGGGGAUCGUUGAAUCGACCACACAGUACCAGUGAAGGUACUACGCUAAUUAGAGAAUGGGAAGAGCAAUCACGUUCUGCACCAACACCAACAUCCUUAAAAUUAUGGCAACGCGUAAAUGACGGUACUUCAGUAAAGAAUCCACAACAAACAUCGUUCCAGGACAUAUAUCUAAAUGAAGGGAAAAAAAAAUCUGCGAAUUCAUUAGAUAUGGCUGACUUAAGUGAAGCUAGUGUUGCAAAUAUAACUAUAUCCAAUGAAUCAUUGACUAAAACUGGUGAAUCUAUAGUAGUUUCUGGAAAGGGAAUGGGCAGUACUAUUAAGAUCAAUCCAGCUGCAUGGAGUCCUGUUCAUUCAGUUGGGUCGAUGGUAGGUGUAGAAGCUCACCCAGAAACGGAUGGAAGUAUAUUUGAUCCUGAUUUAACAAGUGAUUCUGGUGUUUAUGGAGAUGAUGAAAGUUCUGGUGCAAUGUAUUGGGCCGAGUGUGAUGCUUCUUGGUAUAAAGUGGAAGCAGGAGCAUGUUUUGUCGACCCAGCUAAUCCUCCAAAAUGGAUUGCAGAUACCAAUGGUGCAAGUCAUGGUGACACUGCAGAGCCAUGGAGAAUGUACAUUUUAGAAGAAUUGAAAAGAAGAUUAAACAAAGUUCAAUUUGAUCCAACAAUAUAUGAAAAAGUCGUUGAAAAAUCAUCAUGGAUAAAAAAUAGUGAUGCAAAAUGUAAAGUUAAGGGCAGUACUACGUAUGAAGAUUGUGUUAUUGAAUUAGAAUGGAUAAGUAGCGAUAGUGGAUUUUUAGAUUCUGGAACUCUAACUAUUUUGAAUUCGGAUGGGGCAACAACGAUUAUGCAGUUUCCUGUAUCCGAAAUUAUGUGUGUAGUAUGCUGUAGCGAACCAGGUAAUCCACGAAUUGCAAUUCACACUCCGCGAUUAUCUCGUUCUAAGGUUCUUAGAUUGCAGUUCUCUAGUGACACUGAAAUGGAAGACUGGGUAGCACAUUUAACUUCAGUUUCGUGUAAAAUCAACAAUGUUUAUGGAAAACCAGGACCAAACUCAAUUUGGGCUACUACUGCACUAGGAGAUGUAUAUGUGUAUGAUCCUGCUGCUGUUGAGGAAAAUCAGUUUAACAAUGGCGUUUACGUACAAGAAUUAGAUGUUGCUGGAAAAGAUUUACCUUUCGAAUGUAUAUUACAAAAUGGUUUUAAACAUGGUAGUUCCUUAGAAAUUACAGUUUGCAUUCACGACGAUGCUGACAGAUUAUCGUUUAAUCUUGUCUGCUACACAACAACGUUUGUAAAACAAAAAUCCGUAAUAGAAAGCCACGAUGUUGCGUUACAUUUUAAUCCAAGACUUAAAGAAAAUAUAAUUGUACGGAAUACAUAUCAGAAUGGGCAAUGGGGAGACGAGGAAAGAAACGGAGAAAGUCCAAUAAAAGCUGGUUCAGAUUUAACAUUAAAAAUCAUUUGUGAAGUACAAGGAUAUAGAAUUUUGAUUGACGACGCAGAAUUUACUUUUUAUAGUCAUAGAAUACCACCUGAAAGUAUUACUCAUUUUCGAAUGAAAGGAUUGAUGACAUUGUGCAGCGUGCUUUAUAAAUCUACAUCGGUAAUCAUUGAUCCAAUCACCAUGUUCUGGAGACAAAUUGGAGGACAUUUGAAAAAAGUUGAAACUUGUUCUGUUGGUGUAACAUGGGGCAUUGGGUAUGAUAGCACUGCGUGGGUGUACACUGGCGGUUGGGGAGGUUUAUGCCUUAAAGGAUUAGAUAGUAAUACGGGAAUAAAUGCUAUGGUAGACACUCAUAACUAUUACGUGUAUGAAAAUCAACGUUGGAAUCCAGUAACUGGAUAUACUUCUCAUGGUCUUCCAACCGAUCGUUACAUGUGGAGCGACGCAACUGGACGUCAUAAACGUACUCGAGAAAACACUAAACUAUUAUCAGUGCAUUGGCAUUGGGUAUCAGAUUGGAUAGUAGACUUCCAUACUCCUGGAGGUGUGGACAGAGAUGGUUGGCAAUACGCAACUGAUUUUCCUUCUCAGUUCCAUGGUAAAAAACAGUUUACUGAUUACGUUAGAAGAAGAAGGUGGUUCCGCAGGUGUCAGUUAACAACUAGUGGACCUUGGCAAGAAUUAGGAAACACAAAAUUGAUUGAUGUUUCAUUAUAUGCAACAGGCAAACCUAGUACGGAUGCUCCUAUAUACAUUUGGGCCGUAGCUUCUAAUGGUGAAGCUUUAUUUAGAAGAGGUGUUUCGGAAUCGUGUCCUAUGGGAAUUUCAUGGGAACAUAUACCCAGUGACCAAGCUUUAGUAGGUAUUUCGUGUGGACCAGGAGGUCAAGUUUGGGCCGUAGGGAAAAAUGGCUCUUCUUAUUGGAGGCUAGGCAUUACAUCCGAAAAACCUACUGGUUUGCAAUGGCAAAACGUUGAACCGCCCUCAGGAGCUCAUUUAAAACAAAUCUCUGUUGGAAAAGAUGUGGUGUGGGCAUUAGAUACAGCAGGUAGAUUAUCUGUACGUCGGGAAGUUCAACUAAAUGUUUUUCCGGAAGGAACGCACUGGCAAACUCUUCCAGCGAUGCCAAACGACCCUAUCCACAUAGAUAUGUCAGUUGUAAAUGCGAAACAAGGUUUUCGACACAUUGAUGUUGCAAGGGAAGAGGGUCAAGUAUGGGCAGUUUCAGGAGCUGGUAUACUUUGUCGUAGGAUUGGUGUUACUGAAACGAAUCCCGCAGGAACUGGUUGGGUAACUGGUAUAGGGGCGAAUUGGCAGUAUAUAAAUGUGGGCGGACUUGUAAAUAAAACUAAAUGAAUGAUUCCUUUUUAAAGAAUUGAGAAUUCUCGAAAUCGGAUACUUGAAGUAUUAUUACAUUGCUAGAGAGUGUAAUGCUCUAGCGACUUGUUUUCAUCAACAAUUUUGUCAUGAAUACCAAAAUGGAUAAGUACAUGUAAACAUACGUGUAUGUACACCAGUGAGCAUUGUAGGCUUUUAUACAGAAAACGGUGGAAUAGGGAAAAAGGCAUCGUUACUUCUUAAUUUUUUAAAAUUUGGGGAUUUUCAAACUUAGAAAUUUAGAAACUGAAGAAUUUCGGGUUUAGAUAUUUAGUCAUUUAGAAAUGUAAAUGCUUUUAAGUUUACAGUUAAAUUGGGAGAGAUGUCUAUCCCUACAUUUAUCCUUUUCUAAAGAAAGUUUGCAUUGCACUCAAGUGUACAUGUACAAGGCUUAGCUUUUGCAACUACUUAAAUCUUACAAUAUAAGCUUACCACAUAACGUAUUUAAUGAAUGAGAAAAAUAUUAUUUUAUCUGAAACAUACCAACAAUACUAAUUGACUAUGUAAUGAUUUAGAUUAUUCUUGGAACGUAUUAUUCUAAUUUAUUUCUACUAUUUUUGUUCGAUAAGUAAAGGGAAGCUUGUGUAAAAAAUGACAGUGAUAUUAAAAGCGUUUAAAAGAUA